Molecule: messenger RNA, 1163 nt
Organism: Centruroides sculpturatus (bark scorpion)
Lineage: Eukaryota; Metazoa; Arthropoda; Arachnida; Scorpiones; Buthidae
Product: transmembrane protein 68-like
Exons: 9
Coding region: 147-1115 (322 amino acids)
Cellular component (GO): membrane
Molecular function (GO): acyltransferase activity
Source: RefSeq, a predicted model, not a curated record
ACGUAGUUCCAGGUCGGUGGCUGUUCACAUCAAACGCUUGAGAAACACGGAAGUGAAGUUUAUUCUUGCCUUUGGGUAACGAUCAAGGUCGAUAGAAGGAAAGACGUGGCCUCACAAUAUCAUUCAAUGCUAUAAGAGCAUAAAAGAUGGGGUUUGAUCUAGGAUUUAGUAACAUGUCUCGCCAAGCAAUGGAGAUGGAGAUGUGGGAGUUAUAUAACACUUACAGGCAUCAAAUAUGGUUGGCCUGCCCGCUUAUACCUAUUGUGAUGCUCUUCGUCUUGCCUGGUGUGUUGUUAGCCAUGAUAUAUAUAUCGUCGUUAUUCCUUCAAAUAUAUCGUCGAUAUUACAUCGAAGAAUGUCAGAAAGAACCAAAAUAUUGGAACAAGGCCCGUUAUAUGUUAUCUUUAUUAUGGGAUGCUUAUGGAUGGAUUUAUUAUGGUUACGAAAUAGAAGGUCUGGAAAAUAUACCCGAUAAAGGACCAGCAGUGAUUAUAUUUUAUCACGGAGCCUUACCUAUGGAUUGGUAUUUUAUGAUUUGUAGAUGCUUACUAAUUAAAAAAAGGAUGAUGGUAUCAGUAGCUGAUAGGAUCCUCUUUAAAGUUCCAGGAUGGGGUUUAUUAUUAGAAACAUCGAGAGUAAUUCCAGGAACAUCAGAGGAUUGCGUGAAUGUACUAAAAAAUGGAGAUCUUUUAUGUCUUUCACCUGGAGGAUUGAGAGAAGCUCAAUUUGGCAGUGAAAAUUAUAAACUGAUGUGGGGUAAUCGUUGCGGUUUCGCACGAGUUGCAUUAGAAGCUAAAGUGCCAGUUAUUCCAGUCUUCACUAGAAACAUCAGAGAAACCUUUUCUACAUUAAAAAUAUUGAAAAAGUGGCAGAGACGAGUAUACGAAGAAUCUCGCUAUCCAACUGCACCUCUCUACGGAGGUUUUCCUGUUAAAUUGAAGACUUAUAUAGGACAACCCAUACCUUAUGAUCCAAGUAUAUCUGCUGAGGAGUUAACAAUAAAAGCCAAAGAAUCAAUGGAAAGAAUGAUAUUAACGCAUCAAAGAUUACCAGGAAGUAUUUUUCACGCUCUUCUCGAGAGAAUUAAAGAUUUUGCUAAAUAUAAAUAUAUAUAAAAAUAGUUUUAUAUAAUGCUUCUAAGUAAAAAAAAACAAAAAAAUGAA